GUGGAAGAAUUUUUCGAACUGCACGGGACUAACAAUAAAUAUUAUUUGAGUUUAUACUUAAAUUAUUUGAGGGUGAAAAAUAUCUCGGUGGCAUCAUCACCGAAACUUUUGAGAUCUUGGCUUAUAAAACAAUACUCAAUAGAUUGAGUUAUCUUCAAGAAUUAAUCCUCUCAAAAACCUGCCCCUCGUAUAAGUUCGACGUCUGUUUUUCUUUCUGAUUUUGAUAAAUGAAAAAAAAACCCACACAUCCAAAUCACAAGAUUUUUCUAAUCAAAGUAUCAUGAUCAUAACAAAACAUAUUACCUUACUCAUCCAAUCAGAUGAUCCCCCCAUAUGAUUAUUUAAAUUACCACCACAAGAAAAACAAACCAUAUUAAGGGAUAUCCUUUUUUCUAUAAAAAAAACAAAUAUCCCUCCUCCUUCCAAGCCAUUCUUCUCAUCAUGCAUAUUUAUAGUUAAAGCACUUAACCCCACCAAUAUAAAUAACCUUUCGCCCUCUCCUCUCCCUCUCUUUUCUCCUCUCAAACCAAAACCAAACACAAAACAAAAACAGCAAGAAACAAAACAAACCAUCCUCCUCCUCCUCCUCCUCCUCCAUGGAUUUGUCACAGCUCUCGCCUCGACGACCAAUGAGAAGCGUCCUCCUCAACUCCCUUCUUGCUUUUCACCAGGAGCAGGAGGAAAUACGGCGACAAAGCCCACACGGCCACAUGAGGAACUGCAGCUUGGCCUCUGACGAUGAAGACGAGGAGGUCGUCCCGUGGGGAGAGGAGGAAGAAGGGUCCAUGGAGCUGGUUCAGCUAGGCGCAGAACUGAGGCCCAAGAAUGUGUUGAUCUUGAUGAGCGACACGGGCGGAGGUCACAGGGCUUCGGCUGAGGCCAUUAGAGAUGCUUUUAAGCUUGAGUUUGGAGAUAGGUACAGGGUGUUUGUGAAGGAUUUAUGCAAGGAAUAUGCAGGGUGGCCUCUAAACAACAUGGAGAGCUCCUACAAGUUCAUGGUGAAGCAUGUCCAGCUCUGGAGGGUCGCCUUUCACAGCACCUCCCCUCGCUGGGUUCACUGCGCCUAUCUCGCUCCCUUCUUUUCGAAGAAACCCCAAAUCGUGGAGGCAGGCUUCAUGAAGUACAAGCCAGACAUAAUCAUAAGCGUCCAUCCCCUCAUGCAACAUAUCCCUCUGUGGGUGCUCAAAUGGCAAAACCUUCAGAACAGGGUCAUCUUUGCCACUGUCAUCACUGAUCUCAAUACUUGCCACCCUACAUGGUUUCACACUGGGGUGGAUAGAUGUUACUGCCCCUCUGACGAAGUGUCGAAAAGGGCUUCACUUGACGGUCUCGAGUCUUCUCAGGUUCGAGUUUUCGGUUUGCCUAUUAGGCCUUCAUUCUGUCGAGCGGUUCUCAACAAGGAUGAUCUGAGAAAAGAAUUGGAGAUGGACCCGAAUCUGCCUGCAGUUUUGCUUAUGGGAGGGGGCGAAGGGAUGGGACCCGUUAGAAAAACAGCGAAAGCCCUAGGAGACGCGCUGUUCGAUAGAGAGCUCAGAAGACCUAUAGGUCAGAUUGUUAUCAUCUGUGGACGUAAUAAAAAGUUAGGCUCGACAUUGGGUGGGUAUGAGUGGAAGGUGCCCGUAAAGAUAAGAGGAUUUGAAACUCAGAUGGAGAAAUGGAUGGGAGCCUGUGAUUGCAUUAUAACGAAGGCGGGUCCUGGUACCAUUGCUGAGGCUCUGAUAAGGGGGCUUCCAAUUAUCCUAAAUGACUUCAUCCCGGGACAGGAAGUUGGAAAUGUCCCUUACGUAGUAAGCAAUGGAGCUGGAAUAUACUCAAAAAGCCCAAAAGAAACAGCUAAUCACGUGGCGAAAUGGUUUGGUCCUGAGAAGGAAGAGCUGAAGAGGUUAUCAGAGAACGCGCUAAAACUGGCUCAGCCUGAUGCAGUGUUUGAUAUCGUCAAGGAUAUCAAUGAACUAGCGCGCGAGCGAGGACCGAUGGCCCAAAUCUCCUACUCGCUGACUUCAUCGUUCUAUAACCGAUAACUUUUUUAAGUUUCCUUAAGUUAGAGAAGCUUGGAAGUGUACAGAUAUGGAUCACAUUCUCUGAGCCUUAAGUGACUUCUUACCUAGUAACAUCCUUCACAGAUCUUUAGGUGUAGGGCGAUGGAAGUUUGAUGAUAUGUUGUUGCUUUGAGUGUCCCAGUUGUAGUUGUCCUCUUUGUUUAACAGGGUCAUUAUGUUCACCAGCAUUCUGUUGAAUGUGGUGAUCACAUGUAAACAGUUACUCCUUAGUA
Asparagus officinalis (garden asparagus) is the source of this 2272-nucleotide messenger RNA. RefSeq names its product probable monogalactosyldiacylglycerol synthase 3, chloroplastic. Bases 597 to 2021 code for a protein of 474 amino acids. Gene Ontology annotation, biological process: glycolipid biosynthetic process. Lineage: Eukaryota; Viridiplantae; Streptophyta; Magnoliopsida; Asparagales; Asparagaceae. The transcript is spliced from 8 exons. The record is from RefSeq and is a predicted model, not a curated record. Gene Ontology annotation, molecular function: hexosyltransferase activity.